Molecule: messenger RNA, 3590 nt
Organism: Actinia tenebrosa (Australian red waratah sea anemone)
Lineage: Eukaryota; Metazoa; Cnidaria; Anthozoa; Actiniaria; Actiniidae
Product: protein spinster homolog 3
Biological process (GO): transmembrane transport
Cellular component (GO): membrane
Molecular function (GO): transmembrane transporter activity
Source: RefSeq, a predicted model, not a curated record
UGAUUUGGGCUUCCUGUGUAUUUCUAUGUAACCGUCCCUCAUUAGGAAUCUCUUGUUCAUCACGCAGCUUCGAGGAAGAAAAACAAAAUAUUUCACAAUCAAAACGGCCAAAAAACUACAAAAAAUAUAAGCUCCAACUUCGAGGUUAUGUCCAACGAGAGGGACACUAAUUCCAUAAGUCCAGAAGAGGAAGCUCGAAACAACGAAAUAUCCGAUAUGCCUAGAGUAGCCGCUCCAGUUUUUGGGACGAACUGUCGUGCUUACUUGACUGUUGCAGUACUUGUUCUCAUCAAUCUGCUCAACUAUAUGGACAGGUUUACCAUUGCAGGUAUCCUUAUUCAAAUACAAAAAUAUUUCCACAAACAAGAUGACAACUCUUUGACAGGACUGCUACAGACCUCCUUUAUCUGUAGUUACAUGAUAGUUGCACCGGUUUUUGGUUACCUUGGUGACAGGCUUAAGAGGAAGUACUUGAUGGCUGUUGGUGUAUUGGUUUGGUCACUAGUCGUCUAUUCCAGUACUCUUCUAAGUGACAAUCAUUUUUGGUGGUUUUUAGUUCUAAGAGGUGUAGUUGGUAUUGGUGAAGCCAGUUAUUCUACCAUAGCACCAACAGUCAUAGCAGAUCUGUUUACAGGAGACAUGAGGACAAGAAUGCUUUCUAUAUUUUACUUUGCUAUACCUGUUGGCAGUGGUCUUGGUUAUAUAGUGGGAUCUGUAGUAGCAGCUGCAUUUGAUGAGUGGCAGUGGGGGUUAAGGAUUACUCCAAUGCUUGGUUCUGUUUGCUUUCUUUUAUUGUUGUUUGUUGUUCAUGAACCACCAAGAGGAGCGAUAGAGAAGGGUGUCAAUCCAAAUCUAGUGUCUGCAUCAAAUGUUCAUGUGAAUACUAGUUACUGGCAGGAUUUGAAGUAUAUUUUCCAAGUAAAGAGCUUCAUUUGGCUUUGUGUAGGCUUCACCUGUGUGACAUUCGUAACAGGAGCUCUGGCAUUCUGGGCACCAAAGUUUCUGUUUUACGCAUCACAAGUACAAGGAAUGAAGGAAACAAAAGAAAAAGUUAGCUUCACAUUUGGCAUCAUAACAUGCGUUGCUGGAAUUGUUGGUGUAUGGUUAGGAGCAGAAAUUGCUCGCCGAUGGAGAUCUACCAACAAAAAAGCUGAUGCCCUCGUGUGUGCUAUAGGCCUGGUUGCCUGCACUCCAUUUUUAUACACAGCUCUUGUGCUAGCUCAUACACAUGUUUACAUCGCAUAUACAGCUAUUUUCAUUGGAGAAGUUCUGCUGUGCAUGAACUGGGCACCAGUAGGAGAUAUGGUUUUGUACAUUAUAGUUUCUUCUCGUCGAUCCAGUGCUGAAGCAGUGCAGAUAUUGGUGUCUCACUUAUUUGGUGACGCAGGAAGUCCAUGGCUUAUUGGACAGAUUUCUGAUGCAAUAAGAGGUAAUAACUCUUCGGUGGCUGAUCGCCAAACAAGCAUGGAAUAUUCAUUAUUAAUCACCACAUUUAUUUGUGUCCUUGGGGGGUUGGCCUUCAUCUUAUGUGCAUUUUACCUGGAAAAAGAUCAUAACGAAGCGGACAAGUCAAACCAAACUGAUGACACAACCUCACUUAUGAACUCUGUAUCUGGAGAUCAAAAUGAAGAUGAUGACGAAUUGAUUGAUGAUGAUGAUGAACUGCUUAUAAGGGAUCCAAGUGUAUCAACUAUCUCUAGCGAUGAACAUCUUACUAUUCCCGUACAUGUACACAAUAAUGUUUCUAAACCAGAUGUAGUGCCAGAUAAUGUACCCCAGCUAGUCUAGAUAUUUCAUAGGCUUUUUUCUGAGUUUGAUAAAUGUGAUGCAUUCUGGUGUAGGUUGGGUACAAAAAGCAUCAUACAAGGCAUGAUGAAAAAGGAUAAUUUUGUUCCCAAGAUGGCUCCAGAAUGCAUCAUGUUUGCUAUGUCAGUGUAUUUCUAAGCUGAUAACAAGGUAUACGACCCAAGACUGGUCUUACAAGUCCCGGCUUAAGUAUACACCUAUAUUGAAAUAAGUCAUUAGAGCCAAAGGAUAUUACCAAUAGCUCAUUCCAAGAUAGAAAAGAAUGUUAUGGGCAUCAAACUAAACAUGAAUUAUCUAGGCCUUUGUCUGGAUAUCUCAACACUAACUUGUGUUCUUGAUGAAAAUAAUAAUAAAAAAAGUCAUUUCUGCCAUUUCCUGUUAUGUAAUAUUUCCGUCGGCUUUGACAACCUUUCUUUAAAUAGGUGUAUACAGCGUUUAUAUGUUAUCAGCCAAUAAAUUACUAAUAUAAGAUACUAAAUUCACAACCUGUCCAGUCAAGAACCAGUUUUCCUUAAUAGGAACUCUUGGUGUCAUUAUGCAAAACUAAGAGCUUACUGUACAUGAUAAGGUCCUCCUCAUUACAUUGUUUUUAUUAUAAAGAAUACUUAUAAGGAUGAGAGCUUUGGUAUAAAAUUAUAUGAAGUGCUCAUCCUCAUUAGUAUUAUUUUAUAAGAUAUAUAUAAGAAAUAUAACACUUUCAGCUACAUGUACAGUAUGCCUUGUGUUCCUAAGCUUGCAUCUCUUGUGCUCUGCAGCUCCCAGCGUGUUUAUAUUUCUUUAUAAGAACACUAAUAAAGAGGACUUUAUCAGGUUUAAAGGUCCAUGCACAUGACCUGUGUGAUUGCUCCAAUUAGUUCAAAGGCUCAUUUAAUUAUUCAUGCAUUUUUGAAUUAAGAUUUAAGGAUGAAAAUUAACUUGAAAGUUAUGAGGAAAGUUGUAUAUAAGAAACAAAUUGAAGUGAUAUCUAUUUCAUGUGGUCAAAACAUUUAUGAUCAAAAGUUAUGCACAAAAAGUCAACAAUAAUUGAAAUGAAAAUCAAUAGAAUUUCAAAUAAUAUAUAGAAAUAAUUAUAAUAAUUGACUUUAUGUUAGAGAGCAUGACACAUGACAGUUGCAACACCUUCUACUCAGAUUCAUUAUCUUAAGUGCUGGUCUGGCCGGCAGCUUGAACCCAUGCCCUACUGCACAAUAUGCUGAUGCCAAACUUACUUAGCCAACCAGGAUGUGACCAAAAUAUGAGUUAGUUUCAUUACAUUCUGGCAACUUUGUCCCCUUCAACUAAACAGUAGACUGUUGUUGAAUGCAUAAAAUAAUGCUGUAAUUUCUUACAGUGAGACCAGGGACACUUAGACUGUGAGAAGCAACCAAAUUGUAGAAUAAAAACAAUACAUUCCAACUUUGGGCAAAGGAGCCAAUCAGGAAGCAGCAGAGAACAAUAGCCUUUCAACAUUUUUUUAUUCCCAGGAGAAAAUGACAAUGGCUAUCCAUAGUUAUUUACAUGUAACAUCAGGGUCAAAUUCUCAUGCAGUCUAGGUUAUUGAUUGGAUCCAUUACCCAAAGUUGGUAAUUGGUUCUCUUGUCUAAGUGGCCCUUACCUUCAAUAUGCUUUCUUGUAUAAAGGCUAAAUCUUUGAUCAAAAUGUUUUUAUUAUUUUUUUACUUAAUUUGAAAUUUAAGUUUGCAUUUUUUCUCUUUCAUUUGGUUCUGUUGUUUUUCUAAAUGCCUUACAUAUAAUUUCACAAGCAAAAAUGCUCAUUCAACUAUCUAAAAUAAAAUAUUAAAUGUA